This is a messenger RNA of Trematomus bernacchii (emerald rockcod), 1656 nucleotides long. It is a transcript of the gene cyp17a1, whose product is annotated as steroid 17-alpha-hydroxylase/17,20 lyase. Gene Ontology annotation, molecular function: steroid 17-alpha-monooxygenase activity; iron ion binding; heme binding. Gene Ontology annotation, biological process: hormone biosynthetic process; progesterone metabolic process. The record is from RefSeq and is a predicted model, not a curated record. The transcript is spliced from 8 exons. NCBI's taxonomy places the organism in Eukaryota, Metazoa, Chordata, Actinopteri, Perciformes, Nototheniidae. Bases 40 to 1587 code for a protein of 515 amino acids.
ACGCCUGGCCUCCCUCUGUCAGGGCCCUCUGUUGUGGAUAUGGCUUGGUUCCUGUAUCUGGGUGUAUUUUUGGUGGUGGGCCUGGUUUUGUUAGCUCUGCAGUUGAAGCUCAGAAUGUCCGCACAUGGCCCCCAGGAGCCCCCUCAUCUCCCAGCACUGCCUCUGAUCGGUAGUCUGCUCAGUCUGCGGAGCCCGCACCCCCCUCAUGUGCUUUUUAAAGAGCUGCAGCAGAAAUACGGACAGACGUACUCUCUGAUGCUGGGCUCCCACUGUGUCAUCGUAGUCAACCAGCACACACACGCUAAAGAAGUCCUGCUGAAGAAGGGGAAGAUAUUCGCCGGAAGACCAAGAACUGUGACCACAGACAUUCUGACCAGAGAUGGGAGAGACAUUGCAUUUGGAGACUACAGCGCUGCCUGGAGGUUCCACAGGAAGAUCGUGCAUGGAGCUCUGUGCAUGUUUGGGGAGGGCUCUGCCUCCAUCGAGAAGAUCAUCCAUGCCCAGGCCGGGUCUCUGUGCUCCGUCCUGUCGGAGGCAGCAGCUGCUGGGCUGGCUCUGGACCUGUCCCCUGAGCUGACCCGGGCCGUCACCAACGUGGUCUGCUCGCUGUGCUUCAGCUCCUCCUACAGCCGAGGAGACGAGGAGUUUGAGGACAUGCUGCGCUACAGCCAGGGCAUCGUGGACACGGUGGCCAAGGACAGCCUGGUGGACAUCUUCCCCUUGUUACAGAUUUUUCCAAAUGCAGACCUGCGUCUUCUGAAGCAGUGUGUCUCCAUCAGAGAUAAACUUCUACAGAAGAAAUAUGAUGAACACAAGGCGGACUACAGUGACCAGGUGCAGCGGGACCUGCUGGACGCGCUCCUGAGGGCCAAACGCAGCGCCGACAACAACAACACAGCAGAGAUCAGCGCAGAGUCUGUGGGCCUCAGUGAGGACCACCUCCUCAUGACUGUGGGGGACAUCUUUGGAGCCGGUGUGGAGACAACCACCACAGUGCUGAAAUGGGCCAUCGCCUACAUCCUCCAUCACCCUCAGGUGCAGAGGCGUAUCCAAGAGGAGCUGGACAGAAAGGUGGGGGGGGACCGGCCCCCCCAGCUCAGUGACAGGGGGAGUCUGCCCUACCUGGAGGCCACCAUCAGGGAGGUGUUACGGAUCCGGCCUGUGGCCCCUCUGCUCAUCCCACAUGUGGCCCUCAGUGACACCAGCAUUGGGCCCUUCACAGUGAGGAAGGGGACCAGAGUCGUCAUCAACCUGUGGUCCCUGCACCACGAUGAGAAGGAAUGGAAAGACCCUGAGCUCUUUGACCCUGCUCGCUUCCUGAACAGUGAGGGCACCGGAGUGAGGGUCCCGUCCAGCAGCUACCUGCCGUUUGGAGUGGGGGUCAGGGUGUGUCUGGGCGAGGCCUUGGCUAAGAUGGAGCUCUUCCUCUUCCUGUCGUGGAUCCUGCAGCGCUUCUCCCUCUCCGUCCCCACAGGACACUCUCUGCCCAGUCUCCAGGGGAAGUUUGGCGUGGUCCUCCAGCCGGCGCGGUACAAGGUGACCGCCACCCCCAGAGCGGGCUGGGAGAGCGGCCACGUGUCCAUUUAGGACCGGACAGUCUUCUCUACCAAGCAUCAUCAUGCAGAUCAUGAACCGGACAUUUACUAGCAUCUCUUU